Zerene cesonia (dogface butterfly) is the source of this 1167-nucleotide messenger RNA. RefSeq names its product L-xylulose reductase-like. The record is from RefSeq and is a predicted model, not a curated record. NCBI's taxonomy places the organism in Eukaryota, Metazoa, Arthropoda, Insecta, Lepidoptera, Pieridae. Gene Ontology annotation, molecular function: L-xylulose reductase (NADPH) activity; carbonyl reductase (NADPH) activity. Gene Ontology annotation, biological process: glucose metabolic process; xylulose metabolic process. The transcript is spliced from 5 exons. The coding region runs from base 412 to 1146 and encodes 244 amino acids.
UAUGAAAAAUAUACAUAACUUCUAUAUUCACCAUAUGAAGAAGGAAGGUAUGUAAUUUUUCGAAAGAUGCUUGAAGCCGAGGUGAUAACUGCUAUCUCAAAAUGUUAUAGCGUUUCAUACUAUCAGCUGAAAAAUAUUAAAAAUUGCUUCACUUAAUAACAUAUGUAAACUUUGCUUUGUACCUUUAAAUUCUAAUCAAUUCUUGACACAAAUCGUUUGAGGUAUAUCUGCUUAAUUCUGUGAAGUUAGGUAUUUAUCAUUUUCGCAACAACAAAUUGUAUUAUCAAAAUUAUUGUUAUUGUCGCGAUAUGAGAUAAGCAGUGUUUGUAAAAUUAAGCUUUUAACAUCACUCAGCAUCAUUCAGUCGAUAAUUCAUAACUAUUAAAGUGGAUACCCUGAACCUUCUAAGCAAUGGAGAAGUGUUUGGACGCUAAACGAAUAUUAGUAACAGGUGGUUGUUCAGGAAUUGGUCGAGGGACUGCAAUAGAAUUAUGGAAACUGGGUGCAGAUGUUGUUGCUCUAUCAAAUCAGUUGGAAUCUCUUCAAAAAUUAAAACACGAGUUCCCUUCCAUUGAAAUAGCCUGUGUGAAUAUUUGUGACUGGAAUAAAACACGAGAAGUGGUGGAGUCAUUAGGGGCUUUCCACGGCUUGGUGAAUUGUGCUGGUUUUAUCCAUAAUCAACCACUAUUGGAAUGCACACCUGAAAUAUUUGACCAAACGAUACAAGUAAAUGUGCGAGCAAUACUCAAUAUAACACAGGCCGUGUCAAAGGAAAUGAUUCAAAAUGGUAUCAAGGGUUCGAUCGUUAAUAUUUCAUCUCAAGCGUCAAUGGCGGCACUUAAGGAUCAUGUAGCAUACUGUACUUCUAAAGGAGCUCUGGAUGCUAUGACCCGUGUAAUGGCGCUCGAAUUGGGACCGCAUGGAAUAAGGGUUAAUACUAUUAACCCGACGGUCGUUAUGACGGAAUUAGGUCGUCGAGCUUGGGCCGACCCAAAUAAAGCUCAAACAAUGCUAUCUAAAAUACCUUUGGGCAGAUUUGGCGAAGUACAUGAAGUAGUUAAUGCUAUCGUUUUUCUACUAAGCGACAAAGCAAGUAUGAUCAGCGGAGUUCAACUCCCUGUGGAUGGAGGCUUCCUUGCUACAUAAAAAUAGAAAUAAUAAUGAACA